Molecule: messenger RNA, 1215 nt
Organism: Penicillium subrubescens
Lineage: Eukaryota; Fungi; Ascomycota; Eurotiomycetes; Eurotiales; Aspergillaceae
Product: pyridoxamine-phosphate oxidase PDX3
Exons: 2
Coding region: 1-1215 (404 amino acids)
Biological process (GO): pyridoxine biosynthetic process
Molecular function (GO): FMN binding; pyridoxamine phosphate oxidase activity
Source: RefSeq, a predicted model, not a curated record
AUGUUCACCGGCAUUGCUGCACCCGUCACCCUUGACUCAUUUCUCCGCAUUGGCUUCCGAACCACUUCCAGACCAUCCCACCUCCGUUUCUUAACGACAACACCCUCGUGCGCACGCAGGCCAGGCAUGUCUCACAACGAAUCUGGCUCGGAUGCCAAUGUGCAGCGUCCAAAGAAGCUCAUCUUCGCCCCCGGAGAUAUCGAAGCUGGAGCCGAGUCCCCGAGUCCCGAGACUCCCCCGACGCAAACACCUGCUCCGAUCCCAUCUCGUCUCGUGCAGGCCGAAGCCCUUCGCUCCGAAACCUCGACACCCAGUUCCACGACCGAAAGCCAGAUUCUGUCCAACGCGGCGCGAGCACACCAAUUUGUGACUAACCCGCCCCUCACCGUGUCCCAGCUCCACGGCACCAACCCGCUCCAUCAAUUUCACACCUGGUUCCGCGACCCACGCCUACCAGCCAGCUCGGCGCCAGAGACGUGCACCCUUGCUACGGCUGAGCUGCCCUCCGGCCGGAUCAGCGCGCGGACAGUAUAUUUGAAGGAGCUUGAUGAGCGUGGGUGGGUGGUGUAUAGUAACUGGGGUAGUCGGGAGGGUAAGGGCGGACAGGUAUUCGGACGACAGGCUUCGGCAGAGGGCGACACUACACCAUGCGCGAUCCCCGAACCAGGCAAUGAGACACAAAACGGAUCCGAGGCAGGCAAUAAAUGGGGCGCGUUGACCUUUAGCUGGUCGACCACGGAGCGCCAGGUUCGCGUGGAGGGUAUGCUGGAGCCGCUUCGUCGGGAGGAGAGUGAGCUGUACUGGUGUACGCGCGAGCGUGGCAGUCAAAUUGGCGCUUGGGCUAGCUGGCAGAGCCGUGUACUCUGGUCUGCUGAACCGGCUAAACUGGCUGAGCACCAGCGACGCAAGAGCGUGGCUAAACUGCAGGCUUCCGCGGGAUCCGUGCCUGGUGCCGAUGUCCCCGCCGAUAUUGAUAUCACGGAUAUCGAUGAUGGCCGGGCAUUGCUUGAGCAACGUGUUAGGGAGGUGGAGGAGCGGUUUGCAGGUGUUACAGAGAUUCCUCUUCCCCCUUUCUGGGGUGGUGUGCGUCUGGUGCCGGAGUCGGUUGAGUUCUGGCAGGGCCGUCGGAGUCGAUUGCACGAUCGGUUCCGUUAUGUUCGUGUUGAGGGUGAGGGUGUAGAGGCCCAAUGGCGUUUGCAAAGACUCUCUCCAUGA